Molecule: messenger RNA, 3333 nt
Organism: Cololabis saira (Pacific saury)
Lineage: Eukaryota; Metazoa; Chordata; Actinopteri; Beloniformes; Belonidae
Gene: nkrf
Product: NFKB repressing factor
Exons: 3
Coding region: 346-2676 (776 amino acids)
Cellular component (GO): nucleolus; nucleoplasm
Molecular function (GO): nucleic acid binding
Source: RefSeq, a predicted model, not a curated record
UUUACCGGAGCAGAAAAUGGACGCGUCCUGCUAGCUCACUGUUGUCUACUGGCUUCUGUGCAGCGCUUUGGUCUCCUCUCCUCAACAAGCCUCCGUACAGAAGACGGUCUCGGGUGUUGGAUUCCUCUCACAUUCGUCCGGAGCGGUUAUAUCUGUGUAAACUCUGCGGAGCUGCGUUAGCUGCGGCUGCAGGUGCAGCUAGCGGCGGCGCCACAACAACAGCCAAUAACACAAUAACAGUAAAGAUCCUGCCCCAGCUCUGCCCGGUUGAAUGACGGAGACACCAGUGGGACCAGAGGCUACACCUCGAGGUAUGGCCUGGAUGUGACUGGCCCGGCGCUGGGGAUGGCAGAAGGGACCUACACUGGCGAAAUGCCCUCCUUUGACUGGUGUCCCAGUUCUGAAGCAAAAAAGAGACCUUUUUCUUCUGAUGGCAGAGACGAGCCCAUGACGAAAAUGCCAGUGACAAAGUUUGGUACCAGACCUCGUUUUGAGCCUGUUCAGUUUAUCAGCGGUGGAAGCGGUGCGGGAGCUGGCACUGAUGAGAAGGAGAAUGAUAAAGAGCGAAGGAGGAAUGAGUCGUACGGUGCGAGUCAAUGGGACUCUCAAUACUCUUCAUGUGGCAGCACCAGCAGAAUGCAGGGCUUUUCCUCCCUGAGGCCCGCCUUUGACCGAGUGCCAUCGCACGUAUCCGACUCUUGGGUUUGUCACAGAGAGAGAGCGAUUCCCUCAGGUAGCUCUAGCGAGUUAGGUUAUGGAGGCCAUGAGCCAUCUUCACACUUCAUGGCAAAGUUGCAGCAGGACUAUGGAGCCAAGUAUGAAUCCCACACUUCCUCAGGUAGUUUAGACUCUUAUUCUCAGCCCCAGAGAUACAAUGGCUAUGGAGGAGGAAGCAGAUUAGGAGGCUGGGAUUCAGGACGUCAGGGUUUUGGGUACAGUCAUCAAGACAGGGCAUCAUCAAGCAGGCCGUUCAGCAGAGUCUACAACAGCCCAUCCAGGAGCAUUCCCAGUGUGUCCCAAUCAGGAUCUUUUCAGCCCGUUCCAAUCUCUCAGUCAGCGUUAGAUGAAAAGCAAAGGUUAAUUUACAGUGUUUCUAAUGCUUUGAGUUUUGCCUUUAAGGACCCUGUGUUAAUGACUGGAAGUGACAUGCCAAACUAUAAUUUUAUAUUGAGCCGCAGCAUCCAAGCCUGCAAAACCAACCCUGAGUACAUCUAUGUCAACCUGAAAGAUAUUCCUCAGGCUGACCUACCAAAGAACAGGAAAGUACCAGCAGAUGGAUACGCCUGUGAACUGAGAUGUCAGGGUGUGUAUCUCGCUACUGGAUACUCUGGCAGUAAAAAUGGAGCAAGGGACCGGGCUUCAGAACAGGCUGUGAAACUUUUCAUGAAAACAGUCGAGAUCCGCGUCGUGCAGCGCAAAUACAGACACUCAGUCGUCAAUGACAUGGUUGUGUGCCAGAUGCACAGCCCGACGCCAGCAUUUCUACCUGCACUCCGCAACCCAGAAGAUAAACCGGCACCUAGCUCCAAGGGCCAGUAUGAGACUGACAAACAAAAACACUGGACAGAGUUUGUGGUUAUGGACAAUGCUCACGAUGCCAUCUGCAUCCUGAACAAUUCUGCAGCCUUCAAUCGCAUGAGGAUAGAAUAUAAAUUUGACUUGCUACCCAACAACAAUGCAUGGUUGUGCAGUGUUUUCGUGCAGAAUGAACUGAUAGCACAAUCGAUGGGGAGUAAAAAGAGCGCAAAGCAUGCAGCAGCAGAAAGGGCGGUGACAAAACUUCGCAUGAACCAAGCACAAAGGGAGCAGGAGCAGCAGCAACAUCAACGUCAGCAUCAACAGUACUUCAGAGGAAAUCACCUAUCAGAUUCUGGUAGAAAUGUUGGGCAGCCAGGUAGCAAAAGGAAGCUGUUAACUGAGCUGGUAAUCUUAGAGAACUCUGACAAUGCAAUCUGUAUCAUUAAUGAUACAGCUCAGUUCAAUAAAGUGACUGCCGAUUACAAGUACUCAGUUCUUCCUGAUCAUCGUUGGAGGUGUGAAGUUUACUUGGAAGGACAGUUUGUUGCAGCAGGACUCGGGCCGAAGAAAACAGUUAAGCACAUUGCGGCAAAGGAGGCUUUAGCUACCCUGAAACAAACGCAGGCAGUGGUCAAAUCUAACCUGAGGAAGGAGGGAAACAGCGAUGCUAUAUCCCGCUCUCAGAUCCUGGCUCGCUCAAAUGAGGAAGCCACAAGGCAGGAGAUUAAGGAGGACAACAUUGGAAAUCAGCUGCUCCGGAAGAUGGGCUGGAAAGGAGGUGGACUUGGAAGAGAUGGAGACGGCAUCGCAGAACCAAUCAAAGUGAAGGAGCAGUUCUCCAGAGAGGGCUUUGGCAUGGCCACGGAAAGGAGCGGGAAUCAACUUGGCAAGCGCGACAUUGAAGAGAUCAUUCGAAACUAUGCCGGUUCAGACCGCCAGGAUGACCUGCGGUUCUCCACCGAGCUCACCAAUGACGAACGCAAGCAGAUCCACCAGAUAUCUCAGAAGUACGGCCUACGAAGCAAGUCAUAUGGACAGGGGUGGCAACGGUUCCUUGUUGUAAGUCGGAAAGUACACAAAGACCAGCUCAUUGGUCAGCUUUUACAGGAAGGACAGGUGGGACGAUAUGAGCUUGUCAAACCUCAGGCCUCUCACUAAACUGCAUGGAAAAAAAAGAAAAUUAUAAACUUUCCUGAACAUGGAUUUCAAAAUGGUCUCACUAUUGUACCUGCUGGUUAUAUUUGUGUGUAGCAAUGUGACAACACACGAACAUGAGGUUAUCAGGUAUAAUUGUUUUUGUUUUUUUUCUUUUUUGCAUUCCUUCACCAUGAGUACUUCAGUUUUAGCCUUUCUCAAUUAGGUGAUUCUUUAGAAUCAUUUCCUAAUUACGCUUCAGUUACUUUUCCAUAAAAAUAAAAAAAAUGUUUUCAUACAACUUGUCAUCUUGUUUAAAUAUUGAAUGAACUCGGCAGAAAAUGCAGCCUCUAUUUGAUUUACGAUGAGUGUAAAGUGGCAUUAACAUCUAACUGUAGCUUGCAGUUCACAUCAGUCUCACUGUUGCAAUGACCUUAUAUCCAACAAUACUUGCAGUGUUAUUUUUCCAUUUCCAACAUUUGGAGAUUCUGUAAGGUGCUUCACUGAUCAAAAUCUAUAAUCGUAAACCUUUGUCAAAUGUGGGAUGUGUUUGUCAUUACAGUCAACCUGUCUGCUUGUUUUCACAGCUGUAAUAAAUAAAACUAACAAGCUGAACUUAAUUCAGAUAUUUUUGUCUUACAAAUUAAAGAAGCAACAGAAGAGUGACGUAUAUUUUUUUUU